Messenger RNA from Fomitopsis serialis, 2072 nucleotides. RefSeq lists its product as uncharacterized. The record is from RefSeq and is a predicted model, not a curated record. The transcript is spliced from 3 exons. NCBI's taxonomy places the organism in Eukaryota, Fungi, Basidiomycota, Agaricomycetes, Polyporales, Fomitopsidaceae. Bases 7 to 1761 code for a protein of 584 amino acids.
ACCGAAAUGGAAUCGUCUGAAACGCCUCGGUCACGUGGCGAUCGCGCAGGCGGGCUUCCUCAGAUCGAAGCCUCCCGCCUGCACGCGGAAGUCACCGAGUCGCUUCGGACCACCGUUUAUUUCACCCCAAAGCCAGACGGCCAGGCCACCCCCCGCCUCCGUCCUGGCUCGUCCUCCUCCUCCGCGACAGACUAUUUCUCCUCCAAGCGGCGCAACAGCAUCAGGCAGCAGCACGACCGCCCCGACUCCCCCGUGCGCACCCCCCGCCCCGCCGACUUCAUCGGCUCGCCCACCCUGCGCACCCCGGCGCUGGGGCAUGCACAAAUUGCUGGUAUGCCACCAGGCUCUCUCGGACGACCGGGAUUGUACCACCUCGGCUCACGGAGUAUGGUCGACCUCUCCUUGUCGAAGAAAGGCAAGGAGACCACCACGUCGCCAUCGAUCACGGCCGACCCUGUUGCUGGGAGGCGCAAGAGCAAACCGCUGCCAGGUGCGCCGACAAUACAUGAGGACGAGCAUAGCACGCCCAAGCCCCCGAGUGUCCCGCAAGACAUCUUCCCAUCGACGCCGACGCUGCGCAGGCAGCGGUCGAUGCCAACAUACAAAGUAUCGUCCGAUCCACCACCGUAUCCAUCCUUCCAUCCUCGUUGGGCUGGUCCUAUGGUGCUGCCGAGAGAUGAGGAGGGGAUGGAGCGCCUACCUCCGUACUCGAACGCUGUCUACCUCGCGGCCGUCAUACCCCGCAAGGUGGAGUUCACCUCGCCUGGCGUUCAGGCGAAGGAUCGCAAGUGGCGGCGAGUGCUUUGCGUGCUCGAGGGGACCGCGUUCCGCGUGUACAAGUGCCCGCCUAGCAUCGCGGGCGUCAGCGCGAUCGAGUCGUGGUGGGAGAAGAAGGUCGGCGUAGGCGACAUCACUGUCGUGAACACCGGUGCGGUGACACAGUCGGGGAUCAGGGUGAGUGCGGUGAGGGGGCGUGCAGACAGUGAGAGAGCGGGAAAAGAGGAUACGGACCCGGCGAGCCCAGAUCCUAACACACGGGAGAGCGAGCCGCCACCGGCACAACAAGCACUUCCACCGUCGCGGUCAAAACUUCGUCUUCCGGGCAGCUUGUUGCACCCCAACCGGUCGAAUACCUCAAGGACGAACUCGACACCGAGCCGUCUGAGCGUGUCUAGCAGCCAGUCUAGCAACUCGAGCCAGUUACAGACACGGCGGAGCACGGACCCCUCACAAGACGACCAUUCGUCGAUAUCUGUGGUUGCGCGCGCGUCAAGCGACGCACUUUCGUCGCGGCGGACGAGCUACGUAUCAUCGAACGCGCCGUCGCCUCGGAGCGCGACGUUCACUCGGCCCACGGCGGGCUCGCCGCCCGCGAGCGACAGCACGUCGUCCUUCUUCCGGUCGCGCAUACUGCACACCUCGCCGCCCGACGCGGGGCCGAAGCAGCCGCCGGAGCCGAACCCGAAGGACCUGAUCCGGGCGUACACGCUGCAGAACGCGGAGAGCGGAUUGGCGAGCGACUACGGGAAGCGCAAGAACGUGAUCCGGGUGCGGAUGGAGGGCGAGCAGUUCUUGCUGCAGGCGCCGGAUGUGGCGGCGGUGAUCGAUUGGAUCGAGGGUAUCCAGGCUGCGACGAACAUUGCGCUUGAUCUGGAUGAGCGGCCGAUGCCUAAGGGCCCGAUGUUCCCAAGACGACGCAGAAGGAGACCACGCCCUCAAGGUGUCGCGGGCUCUACAGCCACUGCCACCGCGAAUGCAUAGUCAAGGGGUCGUUUGCAUAACUUUGCAUCAGUGUCGUUGUCCCAUGUUCUGUGUCUGCUCUAUCUGCGCUCGUGUGCUCGCCCAUAUUAGAACAGAACAUUCUGCGAAACCUAUCCAGGUUCCCAUCCAUCCUCCACCCGCAUACCCUGCAUCGCUAGUCUUGCGUCUCGUGACGACUGCGCACGUUUUUUGUUCCUUUGGAUACAUUCUCUUUUCAUUACUACGACUGGAUGUGUGAGAUAGCAGUUACUGUACUAUACUGGUGUGCAAAUAAUGCCUCUCCCUUCAAACGGGCGGGGUUCUGUAGUUUC